AAAUAUAUAAAUAUUAAAAGGGCUACCCAUUUCAGACUCAGUAAUGGCAUCUCCUUCCCUUACCCUUCUCUCUUCUACGGCCCCAGCGGCAAUCAAAUGAAAAAAAAAAAAAAGGAAAAUAAAAAUAGAGCAAAGUCUAAUUGUCUUGCUUAUCAAGAAACUCUGACCCUGACAAAGUCAAACUCGGCAGCGAUCACCCAUUCUCUCAUUUCAUUCUCGCGUUCCCUUUAUCUGAUUAUUAGUUCCUUUGAAUCGGGGAAAAAAAAACCGAGAUCAUAACCAAUGGUACUGCCACUGUUGAAGUUAGGAACUUUGGCCUUAAAAACUCUGAGUAAGCCUGUAGCCGCUAGGCUCAAGAAACAAGCUGCGUAUGCCCCUAGGUUCCGCGAGUUCAUCGUCGCCAUUGCUCAGGCAAACCAUCGAAUCACAACUAGAAUGCAAAGGCGCAUUUACAGUCAUGCCACUGAUGCUGCGAUACGCCCCUUGGAUGAGGAGAAAGCUGUUCAGGCUGCUGUAGAUCUUAUUGGGGAGCUUUUUGUCUUCACGGUUGCUGGAGCUGUCUUGAUCUUUGAAGUUCAAAGAAGUUCUAGGUCGGAAGCCAAAAAGGAGGAAGCACGCCGAAAAGAUUUGGAGGCAAUGAAGCAAAGAAAUGAAGAACUAGCAACACAAGUAGAACUUCUCAGGCAUAAACUUGAAGAACUGGAGCAACUUGCUAAGCGACAGGGACUCAGUGGUAUUUUCAAAUUGAAACCUGCUAAUAUGGAGGGGGAAAAAUUGGCCAAAGCAGCUUGAUGUAAACGGGAGAUUCGACAAAUGAGUUGAACACUAAUUUAUUUAUACAGUUUCUCUUAUCAACCCCUCCAUUAAGGGAAUCAUUCUUCUUUUUCAAUCUUUUCAACAUCGAGGCAUCUUUUUGGACUGUAUUCUGGUUUCACUUGUUCAUUAAAAAGAUUAUAGAGAUAGAGAUUAAAUCAGUGAUGAUUUAAAGAGUUUAUAAUCAAGGAUGUGGGUUGGCAUGGUCUGCUAAUUUACCUUAUAUGAACUGAAAUGUUUACUAGUUUUGCCAGCCGUGUGUAGAACUCUUAGACACUCGCACAAAGAAUACAUGCAUGCAUAUGCCAAGUGCGGAGGGUUGGUAAUAUAGGUCCAUUUGUGCGUAAAACUUGGCUGAUAUGUAAUGGGUUGUUAGGGAAAUGACAGGAGCUAAUCUGCCGUGGAGAAUUGUUGAGGAGGCCUGGUUUCUUUUUGAUUUAAACAUUUUUGGUGCCCGUGCCGUUGUUUUGUACUGGCUUUUGUGAGGUAGACCCACUUGUACUGAUUUUGAUCGUAUAAUAUGGAGACUUUCAUGUUGUUUAUGAA
Messenger RNA from Gossypium arboreum, 1359 nucleotides. RefSeq names its product OPA3-like protein. Gene Ontology annotation, biological process: regulation of lipid metabolic process. Lineage: Eukaryota; Viridiplantae; Streptophyta; Magnoliopsida; Malvales; Malvaceae. Bases 283 to 792 code for a protein of 169 amino acids. The record is from RefSeq and is a predicted model, not a curated record. Gene Ontology annotation, cellular component: mitochondrion. The transcript has 4 exons.